Messenger RNA from Nerophis lumbriciformis (worm pipefish), 1290 nucleotides. The record is from RefSeq and is a predicted model, not a curated record. NCBI's taxonomy places the organism in Eukaryota, Metazoa, Chordata, Actinopteri, Syngnathiformes, Syngnathidae.
AUGGGAAACUGUCACACCGUUGGACCAAACGAGGCCCUCGUGGUUUCAGGUGGCUGUUGUGGAUCAGAUCAAAAAACGUAUGUCGUGGGAGGCUGGGCUUGGGCUUGGUGGCUGAUCUCGGACAUCCAGAGGAUAACGCUUGAGAUUAUGACCCUGCAGCCCAAGUGUGAGGAUGUAGAGACAGCGGAGGGUGUAGCUAUUACUGUCACAGGGGUGGCUCAGGUCAAAGUGAUGACAGACAAUGAGCUGCUGGGCUACGCCUGCGAGCAGUUCCUCGGAAAGUCAGUCAUGGAGAUCAAGAGCGUCAUCCUGCAGACCCUCGAAGGUCACCUACGCGCCAUCCUUGGUACCUUGACUGUGGAGCAGAUUUAUCAAGACAGAGACAAGUUUGCCUCUCUGGUCCGAGAGGUGGCAGCCCCAGAUGUCGGCCGCAUGGGCAUCGAGAUCCUCAGUUUCACUAUCAAGGAUGUGUAUGACAAAGUGGAGUACCUAAGUUCACUGGGCAAAACGCAGACGGCUGCAGUGCAGAGGGACGCUGAUAUUGGCGUGGCGGAGGCUGAGCGAGAUGCUGGCAUUAGGGAAGCUGAGUGUAAGAAAGAAAUGAUGGAUGUGAAAUUUUUGGCGGACACGAAAAUGGCAGAUUCUAAGCGAGAGCUGGAAAUGCAGAGAGCUGCCUUCAAUCAAGAAGUUAAUACGAAGAAAGCAGAAGCUCAGUUGGCUUAUGAACUGCAAGCAGCCAAAGAGCAGCAGAAGAUCCGUCUGGAGGAGAUCGAGGUGGAAGUGGUCCAGAGGAAGAAGCAGAUCACCAUCGAGGAGAAAGAGAUUGAUCGUACUGACAAGGAGCUCAUCGCCACUGUGAAGAGACCUGCUGAGGCCGAAGCUUACAAGAUGCAGCAGCUGGCCGAGGGACACAAGAUUAAGAAGGUGCUGACGGCCCAGGCAGAGGCCGACAAAAUCCGUUUCGUCGGCGAAGCGGAGGCCGCCUCAAUCGAGGCCGUGGGAAAAGCCGAGGCCGAGAAAAUGAGGCUAAAGGCGGAAGCCUACCAGCAAUACGGCGAGGCUGCCAAGACAGCUUUGGUGCUGGAAGCGCUGCCCAAGAUUGCCAGCAAAGUGGCUGCGCCCUUGUCCAGGACCAAUGAGAUCGUGAUCCUGACCGGCGACGGCAAUCGUGUGACAGGAGAGGUGAACCGUCUUUUAGCUGAACUCCCAGUCUCUAUCAACGCCCUCACUGGGGUGGAUGUCACCAAGAUCCCACUGCUGCAGAAGAUGACCGGCCAGACAGCCAUCUGA